AUGGACGCACUCAAUGCCACCAGGGCGUCGUCCGUCUUGACGUCUGUCCUCGCCAACUCGAAAUAUGUCAGCGCCAACAUCCCUCCUCAGGUCGACUAUGUCAUCGACACCAUCGCUGCCGCGGGACCGUGGACGUGGUUCUUCACCAUCUUGGCCAUCUGCGUCGUCUAUGACCAAGUCAGCUACCUCAUGAACAAGGGUUCCAUUGUUGGCCCGGCAUGGAAGCAGCCUUUCAUCGGACCUUUUCUCCAGUCCAUGGACCCCAAGUUUGAGGAGUACUAUGCCAAGUGGUUGAGCGGUCCCUUGAGCUGCGUCUCCGUCUUCCACAAGUUUGUCGUUAUCGCGUCCACUCGAGACAUGGCUCGCAAGGUGCUCAACUCCCCGGCGUAUGUCAAGCCCUGCGUCGUCGAUGCCGCUUACAAGCUCCUCGGAGAGGACAACUGGGUUUUCCUCGACGGCAAGCCCCACGUAGAUUUCCGCAAGGGCCUCAACGGCCUCUUCACCCGCAAGGCUCUCGAGUCCUAUCUGCCCGGUCAGGAAGAGGUCUAUAAGGUCUACUUCAAGCGCUUCCUCGACAUCACCAAGGAGAAUGGCGGCAAACCCGUCCCCUUCAUGCCCGAAUUCCGUGAGCUCAUGUGCGCCGUCUCUUGCCGUACCUUUGUUGGCCACUACAUCUCCGACGAGGCCGUCAAGAAGAUUGCCGAUGACUAUUACCUCAUCACUGCGGCUCUUGAGCUCGUCAACUUCCCCAUCAUUCUUCCCUACACCAAGACGUGGUAUGGAAAGAAGGCGGCCGACAUGGUUCUCGCCGAGUUCGCAAAGUGUGCCGCCAAGAGCAAGGUCCGCAUGGCUGCCGGGGGAGACGUCACCUGCAUCAUGGACGCCUGGAUUCUGCAGAUGAUUCAAUCCGAGCGCUGGCGUGAGGCUGAGGAGAAGGGCCUGUCCACCGAGGGCAUGGUGAAGCCGGCUCCUAUGCUGCGUAUGUUCCGCGAUUACGAAAUCUCCCAGACCGUCUUCACCUUCCUUUUCGCUUCUCAGGAUGCCACCAGCAGUGCCGCGACAUGGCUAUUCCAGAUUGCUGCCCAGCGACCCGACGUUCUUGACCGCGUUCGAGAGGAAAACCUCAAGGUCCGGAACGGUGACGCCUAUGCUGAGUUGAACAUGGAUCAGCUCGAGUCCCUGACCUACACCCGCGCCGUCGUCCGAGAGCUUCUGCGAUACCGCCCUCCCGUCCUCAUGGUUCCGUACAAGGUUAAGAAGCCGUUCCCCAUCACCGACAAGUACACUGUUCCCAAGGGUGCCAUGUUGAUUCCCACGACGUACAUGGCUCUUCACGACCCCGAUGUUUACGAGAACCCCGACUACUUUGAUCCCGAGAGAUACUACUCAGGUGACGCCGAGGUCAAGGGUGCCAAGAACUACUUGGUCUUUGGAACCGGCGCUCACUACUGCCUGGGCCAAGUUUAUGCACAGCUUAACCUGGCCCUGAUGCUCGGAAAGGCAUCUGUGCAGAUGGACUGGACUCACCACGCCACCCCUCUCUCAGAGGAGAUUAAGGUGUUUGCAACCAUCUUCCCCAAGGAUGACUGCCCUCUUACUUUUGAAGAGAGGAAAUAA
This is a messenger RNA of Trichoderma aggressivum f. europaeum, 1617 nucleotides long. RefSeq lists its product as uncharacterized. The record is from RefSeq and is a predicted model, not a curated record. The transcript is spliced from 5 exons. Gene Ontology annotation, molecular function: oxidoreductase activity, acting on paired donors, with incorporation or reduction of molecular oxygen; monooxygenase activity; iron ion binding. Bases 1 to 1617 code for a protein of 538 amino acids. Gene Ontology annotation, biological process: sterol metabolic process. NCBI's taxonomy places the organism in Eukaryota, Fungi, Ascomycota, Sordariomycetes, Hypocreales, Hypocreaceae.